Molecule: messenger RNA, 1602 nt
Organism: Trichomonas vaginalis G3
Lineage: Eukaryota; Parabasalia; Trichomonadida; Trichomonadidae
Product: protein ubiquitination
Exons: 1
Coding region: 1-1602 (533 amino acids)
Molecular function (GO): protein binding
Source: RefSeq, a predicted model, not a curated record
AUGAGCCAAGGUCUGACUGUUGAUUUUGAUUAUAUCGCUAACAACAUUCAAACAUAUAUCGAACAAGAGAAUUUCUAUGAUAUUGUAGAUAAAGAUGACAUUCCAAAAGUAUUAGAAAAAGUCAAACUUAAUUCUCACGAUUUCAAUGCUCUUCUUUCUCAAGGUAAAUCAAAAUACAGUACACAUAAACUAUUUUGUUUUAUUCGGAAAUGCAAUGUUUUAAUUGAUUCAUUCGAAGACGCGAUUAACGUUCUUAAUUGCUACAAAAAGAACCUGAAACUCAAAUCUUGUCGUUCAUUAAUUGAUUACCUUAAGAAAUACAACGCAAAAAUUAAUUCAGAUUCAGAAGAAGUCACACAAUUAAAAUCUGAAAUUCAAAACCUCAAAUCAAAGAUCGCUACGAUGGAAAAUGAAAUCAACCAAUACAAAAACGAAGGAAAACAAUACAAAGACGAAAUAUCUAAUCUUAAUAACAAAUUUAAUCAAAUUCAAACAGAAAAUUCAAGAUACAAAGACGAAAUAUAUAAUCUUAAUAACAAAAACAGUCAAUUAAAUCAAUCUAUAAAUGAAUUUGCAAAAAUUUCUGAAUUGCGAAAUUCAAAUGAUUUUGAUUCAGUUUACAAUUUCCUUGAAGAACUUUCAGAUAAAGAUGAUAAACUGAAGAUGUCUAUUUCAUGUGCAGUUGGAUUAAGUGAAAAGAGAGAUUCUGAUCAAAAUACUCCACUUAUUAUGGCAUGUACUAAUGGAGAUCUUCAAUUAACAAAAUCUCUUAUUGAAGGAGGUUGUGAUAGAAAUGCAAUUAAUGAAUUCGGAAACAAUUGUUUAAUUGAAGCAUCAUUAAAAGGACGUCUUGAAAUUGUAAAAUAUUUAAUUGGAGUUGGUUUUGAUAAAAAUUGGCGAAAGGAAAAAUAUGGAUUUAAUCCAAUUCUUUGUGCAUCAUCAUACGGUCAUCUUGAAACAGUUAAAUAUUUGAUAAGUAUUGGUUGUGAUGCAAACUCUAAAUCAAAUGAUAAUGCAAAUUGUAUUUACAUUGCAUCAUGGAAUGGUCAUCUUGAAACAGUUAAAUAUCUUGUUUCAGUUGGAGGAAAUCCAGAUGAGAAAGAUAAUAAUGGAUUCUCUCCAUUAAUUAAUGCAUCACAAGAAGGUCAUCUUGAAAUAGUUAAAUAUUUGAUAAGUAUUGGUUGUGAUGCAAACUCUAAACAAAAAGAUAAUGCAAAUUGUAUUUACAUUGCAUCGCAGCAAGGUCAUCUUGAAACAGUUAAAUAUCUUGUUUCAGUUGGAGGAAAUCCAGAUGAGAAAGAUAAUAAUGGAUUCUCUCCAUUAAUUAUUGCAUCAUAUAAUGGUCGUCUUGAAGUAGUUAAAUAUUUGAUUCAAAUAGGAUGUAAUAAAAAUGAUAAAACAAAUUAUAAUGAUAUUUCACUUCAUUGGGCAUCAAAGAAAGGUCAUUUUGAAGUUGUUGAAUAUUUAGUUUCAAUCCGUGUCAAUCUUAGUGACAAAAACAAUGCUGGAAAAACUGCACUUGAUUAUGCGAAAGAGAAACAAAACGAGAAUGAAAACUAUAAGAAGAUCAUUAAUCUUCUUCUUAGAUCAGGUGCAAAAUAA